Metschnikowia bicuspidata var. bicuspidata NRRL YB-4993 is the source of this 483-nucleotide messenger RNA. RefSeq names its product Nce102p (gene NCE102). Bases 1 to 483 code for a protein of 160 amino acids. The record is from RefSeq and is a predicted model, not a curated record. Gene Ontology annotation, biological process: eisosome assembly; protein localization to plasma membrane. The transcript has a single exon. Lineage: Eukaryota; Fungi; Ascomycota; Pichiomycetes; Serinales; Metschnikowiaceae. Gene Ontology annotation, cellular component: plasma membrane; eisosome.
AUGUUGGCAAUUGGCGAUGUUAUUUUGAGAGGCAUCAACUUUGUUUUCUUGGUGAUCGCCCUUGGUUUGACCGGCUCGCUUGCCGCCACCACUGUCUACCAGCUGAACUCACAGGUCAACUUUGCCGUGUUUGCCGCUGCGUUUGGCCUCUUGACCUCCUCCUUCUACGGAGUGUUGGCCUACUUUGUGGCCUCCUUUGCGUGGCCUUUGAUUUUGGCUGUGCUCGACUUCUUGAACCUUGUGUUCACGUUCGCUGCCGCCACGGCCAUUGCCGCCAACAUCAGAGCGCACUCCUGUACUAACCAGGACUACCUUGACAGCAACACCAUUACUCAGGGUGAGACUGACAGAUGCAGAAAGGCCCAGGCCUCCGUUGCGUUCAUCUACCUCUCGUUCGCCAUGUUCUUGGCAUCCGGUGUGUUCUCCAUGAUCUCUUUGUUCAAGGGAGGCAUGUUCGGUUCCAAAAACACCUCCAAGGUCUAA